Messenger RNA from Lingula anatina, 2829 nucleotides. Its product is annotated as A disintegrin and metalloproteinase with thrombospondin motifs 6-like. Gene Ontology annotation, molecular function: metalloendopeptidase activity. Lineage: Eukaryota; Metazoa; Brachiopoda; Lingulata; Lingulida; Lingulidae. The record is from RefSeq and is a predicted model, not a curated record. Gene Ontology annotation, cellular component: extracellular matrix. Gene Ontology annotation, biological process: proteolysis; extracellular matrix organization.
UUCUCUCUCACUUCAUCGGGUUCCUUAGCCGUGUAGACACGCCGGCGUCCAGCAACUUGUCGAGUUAACUAUUUCGUAAUUAAUCGUAUAUAUAUCUCGUUUGCGCGUUUGUGGUGAGGCGAAGAAAGUUUUGAAAAGUUUUGAAAGAGUCCUUUCCUCCCGAACUGGUCACAUAGGAUCCAGUCAUCUCCCCCGGAUAUCACACUUUCCAUUUCGUCUGCCAGGCCCUGAAACGUAUUGGUUAUGCGGCUAGUUUUCCUUCUUCUGACAGCCGUUGUCAGUGCGGAGUCUUUGCAGUUUCAUCAUGGUCUGAGCGAAAACGACCUCAUUCAUUACUUUGGUACUAAUAAAAGGCAUGAAGUUCCGGAUUAUGACAUUAUCACACCCACGCGGGUACCAACGCCCGUCCAAAGUCUCCGACACCGCCGCGACAGUGGCGUAGACGAUUUCAAAAAAUACCAUUUGACAGCAUUCGGCGAAGAAUACCCUCUCUCUCUUGUGAAAAACGAAAGACUGAUUCCUUCAGAAUGCCUCGUGCAUAGAAUGGGCCACAACGGGACCACACACGUGGUGCCUUGCAGAGCGUCGGCCAACCAGAACUGCUACUACUUGGGGGAAUCGGCGUUCCAUAAUGGUUCCAUUGCUGCCGUCAGCACAUGCAGAGGACUACACGGAAUGGUCAGCACCGAGCACCAUGACCUGCUUAUCACCCCACUGAAGGAAAAACACAGGCAACAUCUUACGGAAAAACAGCUAGCUGAGCACGAACAUCCCCACGUAGUGUACAAACGUGUUCCUAAAACCAAGACCUGUAGAGUUAAACGAAGUGACAGUGUAUUGAAGUCUCUGACAACUCGCCACAAGAGGGCAGCAGGGGAAAAGACAAUCGAGCUGAUGGUUGUCGUGGAUACCAAAAUGUGGUGGUACCAUGAACAAGACACACAGCGUUACGUUUUAACAUCUUUAAAUGUGGCAGCUCAACGAUACCUGCACCACAGCCUUGGGCAAGACAUCAUAUUUAGCGUGGUGAAACUGGUAAUACUGGAACAACAGCAGAAUGGCCUUGACAUUACACCCGAUGCUGAUUUCACGCUCUCAAAAUUCUGUAAUUGGCAAGCUGGCAUAAACCCUUACGACGACAACAACCCUCAGCAUGCAGAUGGUGCUAUUCUUAUAACCAGGGAGAAUAUUCACCAAAAUGGCGAAGAAGCAACCACUGGGUUGGCGUAUGUAGGCGGCAUGUGUAAUCAGAGGUCGAAAUGCGCGUACGUGGAGGACACUGGACUGGACAUGGGACUGACCAUUGCCCAUGAGGCUGGACACAAUUUGGGGAUGAAUCAUGACGGAGAUGGCAACGCAUGCGCAAAUAGCAAUAAUUUGAUGUCGUCAGAUGGCGGGAAAGGACCCUCAUCUCUUCUAUGGUCGUCCUGCAGUGCCCAGCAAUUGAGAUCGUUUUUGGCAACUUCCCAAGCCAACUGCCUGACGGACAGUCCUCCUAGCACUCAGCUGAAGCUGAUAGAAGACAAGCCUGGACUGGUGUACGAUGGGGACGCCCAGUGUAAGUUACGGCACGGGGAGGGCUCUACUUUAUGCGGUCUUGCUGUCACGAAGAUGCUAACGGCCAAUUAUGGGGACGAAUGUAGCCGCCUGGUUUGUACGGACCCCACGAGAGAGGGCUAUUGCACAGCAGGUGGCGCUCCAAGGAUGGAUGGAACAGCAUGUGACCAGAAUCGGAAGUGGUGCAUCAUGGGUAAAUGCGUGGACACAACAGGGCCGACUGUUGACGGAGGGUGGUCGGCAUGGGAUGCCCAGUGGUCGGCCUGCUCUAGGAGCUGCGGUGGUGGAGUGAGAAUGAAAAGAAGAUAUUGCAAUAACCCUAAACCUGGCCCUGGUGGGCAGAACUGUAUAGGAGACAGCUUCGUGGCUGAAAUGUGUAAUCCACAGGUGUGUGCCACAUCCCAGUACUCGUUUAAAGCAGAACAGUGUGCCGCCACCAACUCCCAGCCCUUCAAUGGCGCAUUACACACGUGGGAGCCGUACCAGAGACUGUCAGGCGAUGCACAGUGUGAACUCAGUUGUCAAGCAGUGGGAGCCGGUUUCAUAGCUACGAGGGGCAAAGGUCAGUACCUUGACGGCACAGAGUGUUCUGGUGACGGCAUCUCUUCCUUCUCGAGGUGCGUGGAUGCCAAAUGCAUGCCCUUCGGCUGCGACGGCCAGUUGAACUCCGGCAAAGUUUACGACAGGUGUGGAGUGUGUGACGGCGCCGGGGACACCUGCCAAGUUAGGUCAGGGACCUACACGGAGGGACGAGAGAAAGAAUAUGUCCCUUUUGUAACCAUUCCAACUGGAGCAACAGGCAUUGACGUCACCAAUAGCAAUUAUUACAGCCACAUGAAUGCAGUUGUAAACGGGAAAGCAAUCUUCAGCCCAGACGGAAACGGACCCGACAAUAGCGGCACCUAUAGUCGGGAUGGCGUGACAGUCAGCUACCGGAAGCGUGGCCCAGAGAAGAUCUCUAUUGUUGGACCUGUGACGUCACCAGUGCAACUUCAGGUCUGGAGACAAUACGGGGACGGUUACGUAGGUGUUAACCCAGAGAUUGCCUACAAAUACUACGAGGCUUCCAAUGUACAAGUAUCGAGUGACUUCCAGUGGAAAUCCAAAAUCACACAGUGCUCUACGUCUUGUGGAACAGGUCAGCAGCUCUCCGAGGCGUACUGUGUCCGCAUGACUGACGGAACCCAAGUGGCCGACCAUUACUGCGACUUCCGGACCAAACCAAGCGUGAACAGUAGGCCGUGUAAUACCCAACCUUGCCCAGCAAGGUAA